CCCACAUAACGUUGCGGGGUGCGCUUCUCUUACAGACUGGCCGCUGCCCGAGAUGAGCUCCCACAACAUGUCCUGGAUACAGUACCCAAGUCACGUCUCCACGGCCGUGGAAGACGUCAUAGCUUCACAGAGCAUCAUCUCCAGGUGCGUGCACGUCUACGUGGCUCUGUUUGUCCCAGUGAGCUUGGCGACUGGGCUCUUCAACCUGACCACCUUCAUACGGGGCCGUGCCAGACUGGGCGGCCUGGACAUGUUUCUCUCAGAUCUCACCAUCACCAACGUGCUGGUGACCCUGCUCUCACUCACCGCCAUCAGCCGGCCCGACUACCUGGCCACAACCAACCUGAGCUGUGCCAUCCUCUCCUUUCUGUCCAACAUCUGCUACUUCAACGCUCAGUACGUGCAGCUGGCCAUGCUCUUUGUGUUCCUGCUGCAGGGCUCCUCCUCCUGUCUGCACACAGCCACCAGCUGGGCCCAGAGGCCCGCGGUGGGCCUGGCUGCCAUUGGGGGCUGUGCCUUCUGCAGCUCCCUGGGAGUGGUGGCCCUGCUGGGCACAUCCGGGAAGCUGUACGAAACCACUCUGUGCCAGGUGGACCCGCUGACUGCCUGGCCCGAGUAUGAAACCGUCAAGGUCAGCCUGGGCUUUGGGUUUGCCCUCAUCCUGAAGCUGGCAUUCUUUAUCCUGCUCAUUGUCCAGCUGGCUUGGCGGGCAGCUCCUCCCCAGAGGGACGCGGCCUCUGCUCACCUAGUAGUUCUGGCCGUCGCCCUGACCACGUUUGUCUGCCGGCUCCUCUACAACAUCGCGCUCCUCCAGCGGGCCAGGCUGAAGCUGCAGAGGGACAUUGGCUCACCCAGGGACGAGCUCCUCAUGAACCUUGCUGAGCUGGUCCUGUUUGGGGAGAGCUGUGUGAAUUCCCUGGCCACCCUCUUCCUCCACAAGCCCUGCAGGCUCGCACUGCUGAAUAUUCCAGCAUUUUUCGCCCAAAGGUGCAGGAGAAGAGAGGCCAGCAACAGCUUCUCCUUAAAGAGGGUAGAGAGUUAAGUCGGAGACCCUGCCUGCCGGAAAGAGCCAGAGAGGCAAGUGAAGGAGUCUUCCUGGCAG
This is a messenger RNA of Ceratotherium simum simum (southern white rhinoceros), 1102 nucleotides long. RefSeq lists its product as uncharacterized. Lineage: Eukaryota; Metazoa; Chordata; Mammalia; Perissodactyla; Rhinocerotidae. The record is from RefSeq and is a predicted model, not a curated record.